GCCUUGCCCCCUCUUUUGAUCAUUCAUAUAAAAGCCACUGAAAGGGUUUGUGAUUUUAUUCACCUUCUGACUGACCAAAGAUGGAACUGAAAAUCUUCAUUGUUCUCUUCUGCGCUCUUUUCACUGGAGGACAUUCACUCCAAUGUUAUGAGUGUUUAGGUAUAAUGGGUUCCUGUGAAAGCAAAGAGACGACGUGUCCGGACACUGCCACUGCCACAUGUGCAAGUGCAACAGUUGUACAAACCACUGGUGGCACUGAAGUUAAAAUGCAGUCUAAGGGUUGUACAGUGAAGGAGGGUUGUAUAAGUGCAUCUGUUAACUUCGGAGUUGCAAGGACAGUUACAUCUACACAAUGCUGUAACACAGACCGGUGUAAUAGCAAUGACGCCCCAGUUUACGGCUCUAACAGCCCCAAUGGAAAACAAUGUUACUACUGUGAUGGGAAGAGUUGCUUCAACAAAUUAAACUGUUUAGGAGAUGAAGACUACUGCCUUAAAGCUACAGGCGAGACUAGGUUUACCAAACAGGCUAAGGCUUGUGACGUGAAACAGAACUGCGUAAAUGGAUCCAUUAACUUUGGUCUUGGAAGUACAGGUUUUUCCAUGCAGUGCUGUAACACAGAUCUCUGUAACAGCAAAGAUGUCCCAGAUUACAACUCUUACAGCCCCAAUGGAAAACAAUGUUACUACUGCGAUGAUACGAGUUGCUUGAACAAAUUAAACUGUUUAGGAUCUGAAGACUCUUGCAUUACAGCAAAAGUAACAGCUUCUCAGACUGUAAAAGGAUGUAUCACUAAAACUAUCUGUGAUUCAGCAUCACAAGCAUCACAAGGUUUUAAGGACUUCACUUGUUGUCAGGGGAAUCUGUGUAACGGUGCUAAGAGCAUCACACAGAAUCUCCUCUUUCUCUCGUGGCCGUUCUUCUUCUACAUCCUGAUCCAUUAAAUUCAGCAGAACUUCACAGCAUAAAUGUGAGAUAUUGUUGUCGGAUUAGUAAAAUAAAGAGUAACUUUUAUGCAAUGCUUUAUUCAAUAUACUGUAACUUAAUUUUCGUUGUAUUUUUUGUAGUUAUUGUUAGAAAAAAUAAACUGGAAACAAGAAGAAGAUGAAAUAAUAUGUUACCACUCCACUACACUUCUUUCUAAUUUUUUGACAAAAUGUAAUGAUAUUGUAAUGGAAAAAAGUUUCUUAGUUCAUGUGCAUUAACACAUGUUAAUAUGAUGCUCGAACUGAUUUUGCCAAGUGGUUGAUGUCCUCAGGGCAACAUAUUGUAUUGACCCAAGGACAACAUUUUUCUAAAUUAAACCUAAACCCACCCCAAACCCCAACCCUAACCAUAACCAAACCCUAAAAUCAGAGGGACAUGAUAAGUGAAAAACAAUGGGCUAGAAACAGCUAAUCCUGGUUGUAAGCUUAAAUUUAAAACAAACUGUAAACUUAUUUCUGAAAUCUGAUUGGAUGAUUGAAAUGUUGUCCCAGAGUCAACAUAAUGUUGCCCUGAGGACAUCAACCACUUGGCAAAAUCAGGAGAGCCUUAAUGCGAUAUUGAAAUGUAUUCAUUAAUGCUGAUAUUAAUUAACAUUUACUAUGAUUAAUAAAUGUUAUAGAA
Misgurnus anguillicaudatus (oriental weatherfish) is the source of this 1608-nucleotide messenger RNA. The record is from RefSeq and is a predicted model, not a curated record. Lineage: Eukaryota; Metazoa; Chordata; Actinopteri; Cypriniformes; Cobitidae.